Messenger RNA from Ochotona princeps (American pika), 1831 nucleotides. It is a transcript of the gene ZNF892, whose product is annotated as zinc finger protein 892. The record is from RefSeq and is a predicted model, not a curated record. Gene Ontology annotation, biological process: regulation of transcription by RNA polymerase II. The transcript is spliced from 5 exons. Gene Ontology annotation, molecular function: RNA polymerase II cis-regulatory region sequence-specific DNA binding; DNA-binding transcription factor activity, RNA polymerase II-specific. Bases 114 to 1682 code for a protein of 522 amino acids. Lineage: Eukaryota; Metazoa; Chordata; Mammalia; Lagomorpha; Ochotonidae.
GAAAGAAGGCGGCGGGGAGACCCCCCGAGUGCGGGUGCUGGGCCCCAGCCGAGACCCCCGACCCUGCUUCUCCUGUGGUUCUCGUCUCGGCUGGACUGGAGGAGGGAGGCGCCAUGGAGGUCCAGGGCAGAGGAUCCCUUCCUGAGGAGUCAGACCUUCUCGGUGCUGGAAACUCGAAAGAAGAUGGCGAGACAGCGGUGCUGCUGACAGCUGGUUCCCGGGGAUCAGUCAACAAGGCCAUGGCUGGAACUCUCCGCCCGUGGGGACCGCUGAAUCCCCCCGGAGCAGACGUCCUGGAGGAGCCUAGGAAUCUGGUCUUGCUGGGGCUUCCCAUUUCCAAGCCUGAUGUCAUCUUGCAGUUGGAGCGUGGGGAGGAGCUGGAGACAGAAGUGUCGGAAGCAGCCGGUGCAGACUGGCAGAGAGCACCAGAAAGCAAGGUGCCCAAUCUAGAGAAAGAUGUUUCUACAGAGGGACCAGCCCCUGGCAUGCUAAUACAGAGAUUUCCAAAGGAAGGUUCCAGUGAGUGUGAGGAUUCCUUGGAGAGUCAGCAAGAAAACCAUGAGAAACAUUUCAUACAAGAAGUUGUGACUCAAAAGAAAUCUGGGGAGAGAAGUCACCAUCAACAUGACGCGUGUCAACGAAAUUGUAGUUGGAGGUCACUGCUUGUUCAGCAGCAAGGAGAGAGGCUGCAUAGCUGUGAUUCCCUUCAAAGGCAAUUAAAACAAAAUUCAGACAUAAUUCGGCAUGAGAGAAUCUGUGCAGGAAAGAAACCUUGGAAGUGUGGUGAGUGUGAAAAGGCCUUCAGUUACUACUCAGCUUUUGUCUUGCAUCAGAGAAUUCACACCGGAGAGAAACCCUACGAAUGCCAGGAAUGUGGCAAAGCCUUUAGCCAGAGCAUACAUCUCACCCUCCACCAGAGAAUUCACACUGGAGAGAAACCCUACGAGUGCUGCGAGUGCGGGAAAGCCUUCAGUCACCGCUCGGCCCUCAUCCGGCACCACAUCAUUCACACCGGGGAGAGGCCUUACGAAUGCAAUGAGUGUGGCAAGGCCUUUAACCAGAGUUCCUACCUCACUCAGCAUCAGCGCAUCCACACUGGGGAGAAGCCUUACGAGUGUAACGAGUGUGGCAAGGCCUUCAGCCAGAGCACCUUCCUUACCCAGCAUCAGGUCAUCCACACGGGCGAGAAGCCCUACAGGUGUAACGAGUGCGGCAAAGCCUUCAGCGAUCGGUCAGGCCUCAUUCAGCACCAGAGAACCCACACCGGGGAGAGGCCGUACGAGUGUGGCGAGUGCGGGAAGGCCUUUGGCUACUGUUCCGCCCUGACUCAGCACCAGAGAACUCACACCGGGGAGAAACCCUAUCAGUGCAACGAUUGUGCCAAAGCCUUCAGUGACCGCUCAGCGCUUAUUCGUCAUCAGAGGACACACACUGGAGAGAAACCUUACAAGUGUAAGGAUUGUGGGAAAGCCUUCAGCCAGAGCUCAUCUCUUACAAAACACCAGAAAACACACACGGGAGAGAAACCGUACAAGUGUCAGGAUUGUGGCAAAGCCUUCAGUCAGAGUUCGUCCCUUUCUCAGCACCAGAGAACUCACGGCAGAGGGAAAAGCAAGGGAUACGGACGAGUCUGUAGUGAGCACUCGGGCUUUGGCCAGCAAAAGAGAAUUCAUACUGGAUAAGCGGGGAAUGCUCAGUGUAUUUUGCUUAGGUGCUUACCAGACAAACUGUGCAGGCAACAAAGAAAUGUGAAGAGUGUGAUACAAAAGGACUGGAAGUCACCGUUGACAGGAAACAUAGCGUACUUAGACUGUGAUGGGGAAGGGUGUUA